Penicillium egyptiacum is the source of this 1563-nucleotide messenger RNA. NCBI's taxonomy places the organism in Eukaryota, Fungi, Ascomycota, Eurotiomycetes, Eurotiales, Aspergillaceae. The record is from the annotation of a GenBank genome assembly.
AUGGGGCUGUCCAAAACGAACAGGAUCUUGAUCCUGCUGGUCAUCGAUACAGCGUUUUUCUUGCUUGAACUAAUCACUGGUUAUGCCGUCCACUCCCUUGCCCUUGUUGCCGAUUCCUUCCAUAUGUUGAAUGAUGUCUUAUCAUUGUGUGUUGGAUUGUGGGCUGUGAAGGUCGCAAACCGGGAGACCACCUCCAACACCUACACCUAUGGCUGGCAACGAGCGGAGACACUUGGUGCGUUGGUCAAUGGCGUGUUCCUAGUCGCUCUGUGCAUGUCGAUUUUCUUGGAGGCGACGCAGCGAUUGUUUGAACCCCAGGAAGUGCAAAACCCCCGGUUUGUUUGCAUUGUUGGCUGCUUCGGCCUAGCUUCCAACAUCAUUGGGUUGGCGCUAUUCCAUGACCACUCCCACGGACCCGGUGGCGGCCACGAGCACGGCGAUAGUCACGAGCACGAUGAACACGACCAUGACAUCGAGGCUGGUGACCAUGACCACACACCGAUCGCCGACCAGAGUGAGAGCAUGGCGGGGGCUACUGCUGGCUAUGGCAGACCCGCAAGCUUGCCUCAAAUCUCCUUCACCAACAAUGGCACGGACCAAUCCCGAAAACGGCGCGAUACCCAGACCCGCGGCUCAAGGAGAUACAGCACUUCAAAUGGACGCGGAUUCGUGAGCCCCGAAGAUAUUCCCGUACUUCCUGAGAGACUGAGACAAGGGAUUAUCGCAGCUAGCCAAUACCGGAAUGAACAAUCGUCGGAUUCGGAGAAUGGCCAUGACGAGGAUGAGAUCCCAUCUGAGCGCUCAGGUCUUCUGAGCCACCGGGAUCGAACUACCAACUACACCGACGAGGAAGGAGCUCCGACUAAGGUCCACGACCACCGCGAUGAAGAUGUCCACAAAUCUCACAACCAUGCUCAGCCCAAGCCGAAGGACCAUAAGAAGGGUCACAGUCACGACCUCAACAUGCGUGGUGUCUUCCUCCAUGUUAUGGGAGACGCCCUUGGAAACAUUGGUGUGAUCGUUUCCGCGCUUGUUAUCUGGUUGACGGACUACAAAUGGCGCUUUUACGUCGAUCCAGGCAUUUCCCUCGUCAUCACAUUCAUCAUUCUUGCAUCCGCCAUUCCGCUGUGCAAAGCCGCCUCGCGUAUCCUUCUCCAGGCCGUGCCCCCUGGUAUGAGCAUUGAUCAUAUCAAGGAGGACAUUGAGCGCCUUCCCGGUGUCAUUGGUUCACACCACCUGCACGUUUGGCAACUAAGUGACACCAAGAUUGUGGCUUCGAUUCAUCUCCAGGUAGACACUGAGAUCAAGGGCGAAGGAUCAGAGAGGUAUAUGCGUCUGGCCAGACAGGUGAGACGCUGUCUCCAUGCCUAUGGUAUUCACUCUUCGACUAUCCAACCCGAGUUCGCACCGGAAAGUGAUGUCGAAGACAAUGGACAAGGAUCAUCUCGGGACACUGACGUUCCCAGUCGUGCUGCCAGUGUUCGGGAGGGUGACCCUCAAGCGUGCCUUCUCGAGUGUGACACGGACUGCGCCCGAGGAGGCCAGUGUUGCCCCCAAAAGUGA